AUGUCUAACCUGCACAGUUCGUCCGGAUGCUGUACACCAGCGUGUCCACUGACUACCGUACAGCGCACAGAACUAGGUCUAAUUCCUGCGUCCCCGCGGCGGACCCAUAGUCCUAUAGACAUGAGUUUGAGCCCAGCCCUGUUGGAGCCCCUUGCACGGCUUUCCUCCAAGAGGGCUACGAACUAUCAGGAAGAACACCCACAGGACGACGUUUUCAGCACACCCAUUCUUAAAAUAGACAAUACUGGGGGGACUGAUGCAGAGACGCUAAGCAACGAUCUGCGGGCCUUUGGUCCCAUGCGACAGCGGCCAGAGAUGGACACCAUCCCACUUAGUAAUAAAUACGGGAGCAAAGACCCCCUAUGGGACCUGGAUUACUCAGACUCUGACGACCAGCACGAUGCUCUAGAGCCCAAUCUAAAGCGUCCUAUUGUGAGAGAGAGGCAACAGCAGAAUCUAUUGGCUACCACACCGCGGAUACCACUCGGUUUUGACGGCGAUAUCUCGCAGGCGUCCGAUGUCUUAAACAGUGCCGAUUUGGACAGACGCCCCAUCAUGGUCUUCGACUCCCCUCCCAACUCCCCCUUGGCCGACGCAAUCGCUAGAAUACCAUCAGUUUUGAGUCUAAGUCGCCUUCCUCUACUAGAUAAUGCGAGCUCCUGCUUUGACACAACUGACUUAUCCAGGCUUUUCCACGGAGCUGCAGAUAAUGAUAUCUCCUGCCCACCACGCCAGCUUGUACAUGAAACCAGGUAA
Molecule: messenger RNA, 756 nt
Organism: Giardia duodenalis
Lineage: Eukaryota; Fornicata; Diplomonadida; Hexamitidae
Exons: 1
Coding region: 1-756 (251 amino acids)
Source: RefSeq, a predicted model, not a curated record